AUGGGGACCUGGCAGCUCUCGGAGCCAGAUCGGAGCAUCGGAGCAUCUCCACCUGAAUAUUCUAAAAAUUGUUACUCCUGUAAUUCUUCAGCCAUGUCCGGUGCUAGGAACAUCACAGCUGCUUUGCGGCGGGCCCGAGUGCCUCGUCCCAGCCUUGCCAUUUGCACCGUUCAAUCCAUCACACCUUUAACUGCGCGCACCUUCAGCGCCAGCUCCACUCGAAACUCCGAUUCACGCCAGAUCAAGUUCACCAGCGACGCCUACCCCAACCUCAAGCGUAACCCCAGCUUCUCUGAGAUUUCCGCCGACGAUGUUGCACACUUCAAGGAGCUUCUGGGCUCCCAAUCCGCCGUGAUCGAUGGCGUGACCACCGACGCGACGGACGAUAUCGAACCCUUCAACAGCGACUGGAUGCGCAAGUACCGUGGCCACACCCGGCUAGUUUUGAAGCCCAAGAGUGCACAGGAGGUCAGCAAGGUUCUGAAAUACUGCAACGAGCGCAAAUUGGCCGUCGUGCCGCAAGGUGGAAACACUGGUCUUGUCGGUGGCUCGGUGCCGGUCUUUGAUGAGAUCGUCAUCAACACUUCGCGCAUGAAUCAGAUCCGCUCUUUCGAUGCUGCCUCCGGUGUGCUGGUCGCCGAUGCCGGUGUUAUCCUCGAGACUGCCGACCAGUAUCUCGCCGAACGGGAGCACCUCUUCCCUCUGGACCUUGGUGCCAAGGGGUCCUGCCACAUCGGCGGAAAUGUCUCCACCAAUGCCGGUGGCCUGCGUCUCCUCCGUUACGGCAGUCUGCACGGCAGCGUGCUCGGCCUCGAGGCGGUCCUGCCGGACGGGACUGUCGUGGAUGCGCUGUCGACUCUACGCAAAAACAACACUGGCUACGAUCUCAAGCAGCUCUUCAUAGGCUCUGAGGGUACCAUUGGCCUCGUGACUGCUGUCUCUAUUCAGUGUCCCCCGCGCCCCAAGGCGGUUAAUGUGGCUUACUUUGGUCUUGAGAGCUUCGAGCAGGUCCAGCAGGCCUACCUCGCUGCCAAGGGCCAGCUGUCGGAGAUUCUCUCCGCGUUCGAGCUGAUGGACGGUCGCAGCCAGAAAUUGGUCAUUGAAUCUACGGGUAACAAGCACCCUCUUGAGGGUGAGUAUCCUUUCUACUGUCUGGUGGAGACCAGCGGUUCCAACGCCGAGCACGACAUGGCCAAGCUGGAGUCGUUCUUGGAGAGCGUGAUGGGCGACGGCAUUGUCGCCGACGGUGUACUCGCCCAGGAUGAGACCCAGUUCCAGGCCCUAUGGCGCUGGCGUGAGGGUAUCACUGAGUCCCUGAGCCACUUGGGCGGCACCUACAAAUACGAUGUGUCGAUCCCAUUGUCGGAUCUGUACCUGCUCGUGGAGGACUGCAAGGCUCGCCUCAUGGAGAAGGGUCUAGUCGGUGAUGAUGACUCUUUCCCUGUUCGUGCUGUUGUUGGUUAUGGUCACAUGGGUGAUUCCAACCUGCACUUGAACGUUGCCGUGCGACAGUACAGCAAGGAAGUGGAGAAGGCGAUCGAGCCGUGGGUGUAUGAGUGGAUUCAGAAGCGCCAGGGCAGCAUCAGUGCUGAGCACGGACUUGGCGUUGCUAAGCGGGAGUUCAUUGGUUACAGCCAGAACGAGACAAUGGUGAAGCUGAUGAAGCAGCUGAAGAACCUCUAUGACCCGAAUGGGAUCAUGAACCCAUACAAGUAUAUUUAG
Molecule: messenger RNA, 1722 nt
Organism: Penicillium egyptiacum
Lineage: Eukaryota; Fungi; Ascomycota; Eurotiomycetes; Eurotiales; Aspergillaceae
Source: the annotation of a GenBank genome assembly